UUUAUUACUGCCGUCGUCUAACCCUUCAGCUGUGGCUCACCGUUUUUCUUCUCUCUUCCUCUCGAUAUGGCGGAUGAGAAGGAGACCAGCGGUGCCACUGAUAAAGCUGUCAGUGAAAACCCUAGUUCUAACACUAGCCUCAACUCCAUUGCUUCGAACGAUGGGGGAUCUACGCCCGAGAUGGCACCUCGUGUGCCUAGCAGAACGCCCUUCACCAGCCUGAGCCAGGUCGACGCUGACCUUGCACUCGCUCGGGCUCUUCAAGAGCAGGAAAGGGCGUACAUGAUGCUGAGGAUGAACGGUGGUGAUGGAAGUGAUUAUGCGAGCUCGGAUGGCGGGAGCUAUGAAGACGAUGAAGAAGAAUUGGAUGGGGACCAGGAGGAGCCUUAUGAUGAACAGGGUAGUGUGGAAGGGAGUGAUUAUGGGGAGGAUGCUUUCGAUGCCAAUGAUAGUGGCAUUAACCCGGAAGAUUUUGACAACGAUGAGGCAUAUGCUAGGGCUCUUCAAGACGCCGAGGAGCGUGAUGUUGCCGUUCGGUUGAUGGCCCUUGCUGGAUUAAAUGAUUGGAGUAUUGCAGAAAACGGGAAUCAUGAGGAGCAUGAUCAGGAUGCAUGGAGGGAGGUUGAUCCGGACGAACUAUCAUAUGAGGAGCUUGUUGCAUUGGGUGAGGUAGUCGGAACUGAGAACAGAGGUCUUUCUAUCGAUACUAUAGCAUCUUUGCCUUCAGUCUACUACAAGGCUCACAUCGGAGAGGAUUGCAAUAUUGAUCAAUGUGUCAUUUGCCGAUUGGACUUUGAGGACGGUGAUUCUUUAGUUGUGCUUUCAUGCAAGCAUAAAUACCACACCGAGUGCAUAAACAAAUGGCUCCAAAUAAACAAGGUUUGCCCAGUUUGCAGUACCGAGGUUUCGGCGUCGUGCGGCAGCCAGGCCGAAGUUGAGUGAAUAAAUCCUGCCUUUGUAUCCAGAAUCAUAAUUCUGAAGGUAGCUGUAAUAGAGCCAUUCUGGUUUCUUUCAUUAGAUGUGUUGUUGUAUUCUACACAAGGGACAAAACAAGCUCGCAUAUCUCAUCAUCCAUUACUAUUCUGGCAGGCUUUUUAAUAUUGUUUUGUCCGCUACAUUCAUGCUCUAGUUUUAAUGAGAUAAGCUAUUUCUAUUUGCU
Molecule: messenger RNA, 1159 nt
Organism: Phalaenopsis equestris
Lineage: Eukaryota; Viridiplantae; Streptophyta; Magnoliopsida; Asparagales; Orchidaceae
Product: E3 ubiquitin ligase BIG BROTHER-related-like
Exons: 7
Coding region: 67-942 (291 amino acids)
Source: RefSeq, a predicted model, not a curated record